GCUCUCUUCCUAUCUCUGUCAACGGCUCAGUAGUUUAGCAGUACGGAGAGACGAGGGCUGCUCCCUUUCUGCUCAGUCAGCCUAGCACACCGACACCAUACAUUCCGCCACCAUGGCUGCCACAGAUGUUGACGUGUUUUCGAAUGAAGAGAAGCGUAGCCUUAAUUUGGGCGGACAUGUUGGAUUUGACAGCCUCCCUGACCAGUUGGUCAGUAAAUCGGUCACACAGGGAUUUUGCUUUAACAUCCUGUGUGUAGGGGAGACUGGCAUCGGCAAAUCAACGCUAAUGAACACGCUGUUUAAUACCAUGUUCGAGAACGAAGAGGCGAGCCAUUACCAGAAUGCCGUGUAUCUGCGGCCGCGAACAUACGACCUGCUAGAAAGCAACGUCCACCUCAAACUGACGAUUGUUGACACCGUCGGCUUCGGUGAUCAGAUCAACAAAGAGGACAGUUACAAGCCCAUCGUUGACUACAUCGACACUCAGUUUGAAAACUAUCUGCAGGAAGAGCUGAAGAUCAAACGCUCGCUGUUUAACUACCACGACACCAGGAUCCACAUCUGCCUAUAUUUCAUCGCCCCAACAGGACACUCCCUCAAGUCCCUGGACCUCGUCACUAUGAAAAAAUUGGACAGCAAGGUGAACAUCAUACCGAUCAUCGCCAAAGCAGACACCAUUUCCAAGACUGAGCUCAACAAAUUUAAGAUAAAGAUUAUGAGCGAGCUGGUCAGCAACGGGGUCCAAAUUUAUCAAUUCCCAACAGACGACGAAGCUGUCAGUGAGAUCAACGCCUCCAUGAACGCCCUUCUGCCCUUUGCUGUGGUUGGGAGCGUGGAAGAGGUCAAAGUGGGGAACAAAACCGUGAGGGCCAGACAGUACCCCUGGGGUAUCGUGCAAGUCGAGAACGAGAUCCACUGCGACUUUGUGAAACUGCGAGAGAUGCUGAUCAGGGUCAACAUGGAGGAUCUGAGGGAGCAGACCCACGCCCGCCACUACGAGCUGUACCGCCGUUGCAAGCUGGAGGAGAUGGGCUUCAAAGAUACAGACCCCGACAGCCAGCCGUUCAGUCUUCAAGAGACGUAUGAGGCCAAGAGGAAAGAGUUCUUAGGGGACCUGCAGCGUAAAGAGGAAGAGAUGCGACAAAUGUUUGUCAACAAAGUAAAAGAGACGGAAGCAGAACUGAAAGAAAAGGAGAGAGAGCUGCAUGACAAGUUUGAGCAGCUGAAGCGGAUGCACCAGGAGGAGAAGAGGAAGGUGGAGGAGAAGCGGAGAGACCUGGAGGAGGAGAUGAACGGCUUCAACAGGAAGAAGGUGGCCGCCGAGACGCUCUCCUUAUCUCAGCCGCUCAAGAAGGAUAAGGACAAGAAAAAUUAAUUUAUGGGCGCUGCAUACCCUCCCACACACGACCAUGGAUUUGUCCUCCAUCACCAUAGCAACGACAACACCUGUUUAUUUUGUUUGUUUAUUUUGACAUUCCAUCUUGACAUUGUGCACAUGGACCAAAGACACUGAGGAUGAUGAGCAUGACGAAGCCACAGGGGAGAGAAAGAGUGAAAGAUGGUGAGAGAUAAAAUAAAAAAAUGUUCACCUGCCAACAGUGGCCAUCUCAUUAAUUCAGGAUCGUACAUUCUAUGCUUUUUUUGGACACUUUUUAUAAAUAUAUGCAAUUUUAGUUUUUCUAUGUUGUGACUUAAUGAUUUUCUGUUGUUUUUUGUGUUUUUCCAUCAACUAUUUACACAGAAACGUGAGGCUUAUGGCUCUACAUUGUAACACAUCAGGUCAUUUAAAACCGUUCAAUUUGUAUCCAAAGAGUUUAUGAUGAGCUUGAUCGUAUACUAACAUUUAAAUUACUAAAUGGAGACCAAGAAAUCAAGCUUUUUUUUAAAUACCUGAGUUUUGAAAUGUUUUGUGCCUGUUAACCUUUUGUAAUCAUUAAGUACAUUUCACAGUAGAAUAAUCCCUGAGCUCAAAUACAUUUAGAUAGCAAUAUGUAAAGCAAUACAACUGAGUACCUGUAUACUGUAUAUAUUACUGCAUAUACAUUGGUACUGACAACCUAAAGCUUAGUCCUAACUAUAUAAAAAAAGGUAUGCAAUAUUUUGGUGCUGUUUCGUAUUAACUCAAUAAAUGUAUGUGAAUAUUUUAUCGAGCUUACCCAGCUUAAAUAUGCAAAAUGACCUAGUUUUUCAAUAUGAUAUAAUUGUAAGGCGCACAUAUGACGGUGUACAUUGUCAACAAAUGAUGCAACUUUAUUGUUUCCGCCUUGAUGGGAGUGUGUGACCGUGGACACACACAUGAAGCCAGUAUAUACAGCAUAUGUACAAACACAGGAUUCAGGUAAACAUAGAAGCCUCAACUCGCUGUAGGAGAGUUUACACUCGGAGAGAAGAGAGCAGCUGUAUUUACUGUCUGUCGUUGGAAAUAAAUGCAACCCCCCCCUCAUCCUGA
Trematomus bernacchii (emerald rockcod) is the source of this 2449-nucleotide messenger RNA. RefSeq names its product septin 8a (gene septin8a). Bases 113 to 1375 code for a protein of 420 amino acids. Gene Ontology annotation, molecular function: GTPase activity; GTP binding; molecular adaptor activity. Gene Ontology annotation, cellular component: septin complex; cell division site; microtubule cytoskeleton. Gene Ontology annotation, biological process: cytoskeleton-dependent cytokinesis. Lineage: Eukaryota; Metazoa; Chordata; Actinopteri; Perciformes; Nototheniidae. The record is from RefSeq and is a predicted model, not a curated record. The transcript has 10 exons.